AUGAAAAUACGAACAUUCAAGAGCAAGAGCAAGCCGCUGCGCAGAAGCAUAGGGGUCAUUGCAGCUCCUGAACUAUUUGUUCUCCCAAAGAUAGAGCAGCAGCAGAAGAUCAGAGAGGAAAAAGUGGAAAGAGAGACAGAAAACAGCUCAGCUCGUAAAUACGGUGCUCCCGAAAAAAAACAAAAGACAGAAACAAUGAUGUAUAUGGUUUCUGAAGACGGAAGCAUUUUGGAGCAGUACACAGUGGACAAGGAGGAAAGCACGGAUGAUUACCCGCUGGACAUAAAGAAGAUGAAAAGUGAAAUGGCCCUCCAGUGGAUUGGCAUAAAUAACAGCACAUACAAAGAAAACAAAAGUAUUCUGGAGAGCAACGAAAAGCUGGAAACGUUCUAUGAAGACGCGCAGGAAAAAAAAUGGUCAUCGUUCUCGUGUCUGCCAGUUAGCAAGCUAGAAAAGCUGGGAGAGUCAACAUUCAGUGAAAUCUUUAUGGACAGAGAAACAAAGCACGUCUACAAGAUAGUGCCGCUUACCACAGAGAAAGAGUACAAAAGAGUACAGCACACAAAGCUAGACCAUUUCAUCAAGGAGUGCUUGAUUAUGAAGCUAAUGAACGCAUCCAAGUAUUCAGCUGAGCUGUACACAUGGCACCUUAUCAAUAAGCCGUAUCCAGAGACACUGCUGCAAGAGAGCAGGAGAUGGUGGAGCAAAAACCUGGAAAUAGCGGAGAAUGUUAUUCCGCAAAAAAACAAUUCAUCCGGUCUUUUUGGAGUGAUUGUGAUGGAGUACGGGGGAUGCGAGCUUGAAAAGCUGCAGUGGGCUCAGAUGUCGCGUAAUGACGUAGCAUCCAUUGGAUAUGAGAUUAAAAAGUGCACCCUGGACAUGAAAAGACUGCGCGUUGAGCACAGAGAUCUUCAUGAGAGCAACAUUUUGGUGAAAAAGAACUCAAACGGCCAGUACAAAAUAAAAGUAAUAGAUUAUUCGCUAGCACACGCAGUGCAGGCUGAUGAAGGCAGUGGUGCAUCCGUUGAGAUAGUGCAGAACAGCAAAAACAGCGUGGGGUACAGGACAGGUGCCACUCUGUACACAGACAUAGACAAAGAAGUUUCGUGGCUUUUUGAAGGAGACGACGGGCAGCCGCACAGGGAAGUGUACAGAAAAAUGGACAAGCACUACAGAGGAAGCGACAGAUGGAGAAAGAGCGGCCCAAGCAACAGCUUUUGGAUGGAAUAUCUUAUGAAGUGGAUGGAAAAUCAGAUAAGAACAAAUAUAUAG
This is a messenger RNA of Nematocida minor, 1272 nucleotides long. RefSeq names its product serine/threonine-protein kinase haspin. Gene Ontology annotation, molecular function: ATP binding; histone H3T3 kinase activity. Lineage: Eukaryota; Fungi; Microsporidia. The record is from RefSeq and is a predicted model, not a curated record. Gene Ontology annotation, biological process: intracellular signal transduction; protein phosphorylation; mitotic cell cycle. Bases 1 to 1272 code for a protein of 423 amino acids. Gene Ontology annotation, cellular component: cytoplasm; nucleus. The transcript has a single exon.